Molecule: messenger RNA, 1877 nt
Organism: Pimephales promelas (fathead minnow)
Lineage: Eukaryota; Metazoa; Chordata; Actinopteri; Cypriniformes; Leuciscidae
Gene: fmoda
Product: fibromodulin a
Molecular function (GO): protein binding
Source: RefSeq, a predicted model, not a curated record
GUAUUUGCAAUCUUUGCCAAAGCCACUCCAUAUUGCUCCAGGGACUCACAGUGAGACAAAGAGAAGGCAUUGCCUUUGUUGAUCAGCUGUCGAGUCUCUUGUUUCUGUGACAAUGCGGCUAGUCACUCUCUUGCUGUUGGGACUCCUGAAGUUCACGUUUGCUCAUGACAGAGAUCCCUUCCUAUGGCUUUCUUCUCUGCACAGCCUUGGUUACGCCUCUCUGCAGGCCGACAACACCGGGGGAGAAUGUCCCGAGGAGUGUGACUGUCCUCCAACCUUCCCAAGUGCCAUGUACUGCGACAACCGCAACAUUAAACAAAUGCCCUACAUUCCAUCCCGUAUGAAGUAUGUGUAUCUACAGCACAAUCAGAUCACCUCUGUUCCAGAUAAUGCUUUUGGAAAUGCCACUAACCUUGUGUGGGUUAUGUUGCAUGAGAACCAUAUUAACUCAGUGGGCAAGCAAGCGUUUGCUAAACUGGCGAACUUGGAUCGCCUGUACCUGAACAGCAACAACCUAACCGAGGUGCCGUCCAACUUACCUCACUCACUACGUGACCUUCGUCUUAAUCACAAUAAAAUUGCCAAGUUGUCCCCCAACGCUUUUGAGGGCAUGGAGAACUUGACCACACUUUUGCUCAAUAACAAUGGCCUACAGGAUAUUGAUGGUGGCCUGAAAGGUCUGAAGUCGUUAACUCUGCUGGAUGUGAGCAGUAACCAGCUCAAGAAGGUUCCAAAUGGUCUUCCUGCGAUGCUCCACCAGCUCUACCUAGAGUCCAACUCUAUCGAAACAGUUCCAGUGAACUUCCUCAGCCAGUUCACCAACCUGCAGUAUUUCCGUAUUUCUCACAAUGAGCUCACAAACAAAGGCAUCCCCCAAAACACCUUUAACAACAGCGGUUUGGUGGAGCUGGAUUUGUCCUUCAACAAGUUGGAGAGCAUUCCUGUUGUUAGUACCAGUCUGCAACAUCUCUAUCUUCAGGCCAAUCAGAUCAAAGAGUUCUCAUUGGGCAGUUUCUGCAGUGUGGUGGAUGUUAUGAACUUCUCCAAGCUGAAAGUCUUAAGGCUGGAAGGAAAUGAGAUCAGUCCUGGAGAAAUGCCCCCUGAAGCUGCCCUGUGCCUUCGUCUGGCCUCUGAUAUCGCUGUGUAAUGGCAUGGACCAAUCAGCAGGGGGCUCUUUUGUUUCCCCUCCAAUAUUAUUAUCUCAAAGUGUCAUAACAUCGCAUUGAUGUACAUUUUUAUAGUAGGGAAGGUUAGAGUGCCUUGGGAUUUUGUAUCAGAGAAAUAUAAUUUCCUGUGGACUUUAGAAAGGUACAAAUAGAGAAAUGGGGGGGGGGGGGGUGAAGGGAAAUUGAGAGAUUUAGAUAGGAAAUGGAGAUCCUUUGUAAAGGUAUGUGAAGCCAAUCAAAAGCCACUUUGCCAUUCUAAUAUGCUUUCUGUUGGUUAGAUGACACUAUUGGCAGUGCUAAAAUCAACAUUACAGUUUGCUAUUUUGCUUGAUGGACAUUUGAUUUACUUUAGGUUUGUGCAACCUGGAUUCAUGUCUCUUCAGGGAGGAGUUUGAACAAUGCUGUGAGUAUUUAUUCUACACAUGAGACAGAAGAACAGAUCUGAGAACAGAAAAAUCUUACUUGACUACAUCGAUCUGACUUGUUAUUGUGUUAUCUGAUAUGAUAUCAUCAUAAGAAAAGAAAAACCUUUUAAAUCAGUAAUCUCUCCAAUAUUCACAUCUCUAAGAGGAAAGACAAAAACUUUGAAUUGUUUUUUUAAGAGCAAAUGUAUUGCAUGUGAAUUAAAAAAAAAAAUGACUGAGGUCCUGGUGUUUAAAAUGCUUUCAGACCUUUCGUGUGGUUCAAUAAAACGUAUCAUGAUGUUUUAAA